AAGGAGAAAGAGGAGGAAACUGAGUACUUCCGUGUUUCGUCUCCCACUCAAGAAUAUUGGUGAUAGGAGCAGUCUUUCCCAUUAUCAACUGACUAUGACACUGUGAGCAUUAACGACUAUAUAUACAUAUAUAUAUUACAUAGGCUGGUUUUACUAUAAUCAGGUAUAAUCAAUGAAACAAUGUUGCAAGGAUCUAAGAAAAAAGACAAACGUAUUCUGUCGGGUACGUGUCCGGAUCCCAAGUGCCAGGCUCGGCUGUUUUUCCCAGCCUAUGGAGUCAGUAUAGAAUGUACUGAAUGCGGCCAGCGCCAUGAACAAAGAAAUCUAGUCAAUAUCGAGGAAGUCACCGACCCAGAUGUGGUGCUGCACAACCUGCUGAGGAAUGCUUUGCUGGGAGUCACCGCCCCAAAAAAGGGCACGGAAAUGGUGAAAGUGAUGGGACUGUCCAAUUACCACUGUAAACUGCUGUCUCCCAUCUUGACCCGGUAUGGCAUGGAUAAGCAAACUGGGAAAGCCAAGCUCUUGAAAGCGAUGAACCAAGGGGAAAUGUUUGAUUGUGCCCUGUUGGGUGACAGAGCUUUCCUUAUUGAUCCAGAGCAUAUUGGGACUAUGGGUUAUGGAAAAGACCGUUCAGGGAGUCUCUUAUACCUCCACGAUACCCUUGAGGAAAUCAAGAAGGCAAAUAGUAAUCAAGAGCGUUUAAUCCCUGUACAUGUGGAUGGUGAUGGUCAUUGUUUAGUUCAUGCUGUGUCCAGGGCUUUAGUAGGAAGAGAACUUUUUUGGCAUGCUUUGCGUGAAAAUCUCAAACAACAUUUUAAGGUAAACCUGGAUCGUUACAAAGCAUUAUUUCAUGAUUUCAUUGAUGCAGCAGAAUGGGAGGAUAUCAUUAACGAGUGUGAUCCUUUGUUUGUUCCCCCUGAAGGAGUACCUUUAGGUCUGCGUAAUAUUCAUAUCUUUGGGUUGGCCAAUGUGUUACAUCGUCCAAUAAUUUUGUUGGAUUCCCUGAGUGGAAUGAGAAGUUGUGGUGAUUAUUCAGCUACUUUUCUCCCAGGAUUAGUCCCUGCAGAAAAAUGUUGGGGUAAGGAUGGACAGCUAAAUAAACCUAUUUGUAUUGCAUGGAGCAGUUCAGGACGCAACCAUUAUAUACCUUUGGUUGGGAUAAAAAGGGGUCCUUUACCAAGGCUUCCUUUGAAACUGUUGCCCAAAGCUUGGGGUGUACCACAGGAGCUUAUUCGGAAGUACAUCCAGUUUGAAGAUGACAACUGUAUUUUAGGAGGUGACCGAAGUUUGCAGGACAAGUACUUGCAGAGGCUAGUUGCUGCCAUGGAAGAAAUUUUCUUGAAGAUACAUGAUAUUCACCCUUCUCUGGUAGCAGAUGUUCAUCAGUAUAUAUACAGAAGGACAGGGGUGAUUGGAAUACAACCUGAAGACGUUACUGAAGCUGCAAAGAAGGCCGUAAUUGAAAAUCGUUUGCAGAAAUGUUUGAUUUGUGGUGCUCUUUCUGAACUUCAUGUGCCUGCUGAAUGGUUAGCUCCAGGAGGAAAGCUGUACAACUUAGCUACAAGCACCUAUGGCCAACUGAAACCAGACAAAAAUUACAGCUUUCCUGUCAAUCAUCUGGUUUGCUCAUACGACCCUAAAGAAGAUGUACUGGUGCCAGAUUACAAUUUGAGUCACUUAACAUCUUGCAACUGGUGUCAUGGUACUUCUAUGCGCCAUGUCAAAGGGGAUGGUUCUGCUGUGUAUUUAGAUGGAGAUCGAACUAAUACCAGAUCUGCUGGAGGUAAAUGUGGUUGUGGCUACAAGCAUUUCUGGGAAGGAAAGGAAUAUGAUAACCUACCUGAGGCAUUCCCAAUAACUUUGGAAUGGAAUGGGAGGGUGGUUCGAGAAACUGUUUAUUGGUUUCAGUAUGAAAGCGAUGUGACGCUAAACAGCAAUGUUUAUGAUGUUGCUAUGAAGCUUGUUACUAAGCAUUUUCCUGGUGAAUUUGGAAGUGAAAUUUUGAUUCAGAAGGUUGUUAACACUAUAUUACAUCAUACAGCUAAAAAAAAUCCUGAUGAAUAUACUCCGGUCACUGUUGAAGGGGCACACAGUCGUAGAGUUGGUGACUUGCAAGAUGAACCGGCAUCAGAACCACAUUUACCAACCAAAAUAAUUUUAAUGGGUCAGAAAUCAAAGACUCUGCAUAAAGAAGAACUGAACAUGAGCAAAACUGAACGAGGUAUUCAGCAGAAUAUUACCGACCAUGCAGCUACUGUGCAAAAGCGGAAAACUGACAAAUUACGCCAAGAUCAGAAGGUACCAGGCCAACCAUCCUCUCCUGGAAUUGUAAAAGAUGGGUCAUCGUCUGCUCCAGCCACUCCCAUUAAGUCCCCUUAUUCCACAUCACCAUCCAAAGUAAAAAAGAUUAGAGUAACCACCAGUGAUGGACGACAGGCAACACUGACCCUUCAAGCAUCUGUAACAUUUUCUGAGUUUCAAGAAAGCAUAGCUAAAGAAUUUAGCCUUCCCCCGCGUUUGCAAUGUAUACGGCAUGGCUUUCCUCUGAAGGAACUGCACGCACCUAAAGUGGGAUGGGAGAAUGAGGUUUUGCCUCUGCAACACGGUGAUUGUGUUUCUGUGGAGAUUCUGAAAGACAGCAAGGAAUCUGUUCCUGCAGCUUCAACAUCUGCAGCUCAUUCCUGGAAAACUGAAGAACCUGAAGCAUCUGGUAGAGCUUCCGUUAAGGAGAUGCAAGAGCAUAUUGAUCUUGAAAUGUCUUCCCUCUGCCUUAUAGCAACCUUAAUGGGCGAAGAUGUUUGGUCUUAUGCAAAGAAGUUACCACAUUUAUUUGAACAAGGUGGAGUAUUCUAUAACACGAUGAAGAAAGAUGUAGGUUUGGCAGAUGGCAAGCAUUUCACUCUUCCCCACCUUCCUGGUAAGACAUUUGUGUAUAAUGGAACAGAUGAUAGACUGGAGCUGUGCAUUGAUCCAGCAGGGCACAUUCCCAUUGGUCCCAACAUUGACAAUCUGAUCAAAGAGGCCUUAAAUCAAUUACGGUCUGAGGGAGGGUCAAGAAGUAGGGAAGGAAGUCCUUCCUCACAUGGAGGCAUGAAACUUGGCAGUGGAGGAGUGGUGCGAAAAAAAUCUGAACAAAUGCCAAAUGUCACGGCUUUCCAAGGAAAAGGUCAUUCUCUUGGAACUGCUUCAAGUAGCCCACAGCUGGAACAGAGGCAUAGCAGGGAAAUCCAGGUGCCUAGGAAACAAAGCACUGGUAGUUCAUCAGGAACUGAUCUUAGUUAUGGUAUUGGCCAGUCUAGUCCCAAACAUGGAGCUUCUCCACCCAAAUCCAGCAGCGGGGACAGCCAGCUAAUACGAAUGGCACCUGGCUUUGUAACGAUGAGAGACGGUAGGCAACUUGACGCCAAUUUAAUUGAAGCACAACGUAAAAAAUUACAGGAGAUGGUAUCCUCCAUUCAAGCUUCCAUGGAUAAACAUAUGAAGGAUCAAAAUGUGGAACAAUUGAUAAAUAGUGAUGCCCCAGAUUCAAAACUACGCUCUACCACUUCCUCAGCUCAGUCAAUAAUGAGAACUGAAAGCCUUCAAACUGAUGCACUGGAGACACCAUCAAUCGCUCCACAAGAAGGUGACAAUGAGAAUUUGAGCAUGGAAACAACAGCUGUUGGCGUGGAAUUAUCAUCCCACCCAUCUGUACCAUCCAGCAAGUCACAGAAUGCAAAUCUUUUGAAUGAAGAUCUUGAGGAAAUGGAUAGUCAGGAAAUAGAGGGGACAAUUGAACCAAUGGAUCACUCUUGACUUCAUUUAGAAAUGGAUACUAUCAAGCUGGCAGAGCUGGGCUUUGUACAAGAGCCAUGCCAAGGCAAAAGAAGCUUAUCGUGUUCAAAAGACAGAGUUCGAUUCAAUCCCCCUAUCAAUUGCAUGACUGCAAGAUUUUUCUUGAUGAUUCAGAUGACAGCUUCUGCCCAUAUAAUCCACAGAACCAUAAUUAUUAACUUAACCUUGGAUGAGAUUCUGUUCUUGAUGUAGCUCACAUUGAGAGAGAGCGCUUUGGUAAAAAGAGAGGAGUCUCGUAAGAAUAUAUUUUCCUGAUGCAUUUAAAGUUUGAUUUGAACAAUAUUAGUUGGUGAUGCUUGUGUUAGAAAUAAAAUACUGGAAUGUACAGUUGGAUAAGGUCAUAUAUGUACACCCAUUAAAACAGAAUAAAUAUACAACUCUUUAGAAAGAACUACACAGUCGCUUGUCUGCCCUGGUUUCUAGGGCCUGUGCAGGGACAGGGGCUUAGUAUAAUAAAAGUUGUCAAUAUUCUUGAUUUGGCACUUUGCAGAAAUAAUCUAAGUCACCAAAUGUGAUUAGCCAUGAUGAAAAAUAAAGGUAUCAAUUACCUUAUCAUAGCAAGAUUCUUGACAGAUCUGAGAUUCACUUUAAGUUUGAUUGUUCAUAAUAAAUUAAACUGUGACAUUGGUGCAUGUAGGAAUUGUCCAAUUGGUGAUGUCAAAAAUAGCUGCACUUAAAACAUUGCUGCAUUUUGUUUAUUUCCAUGGUGUGCAGAUAUUUUUGCCUGAGUGCUUAAGUGGGGAUGGAAUAUCCAUUGCUUUGAAACCUACCAGUCCAAAGCAGUUCAUCUUAGCUUCAGCAUAUGUUCAAAUUCAGUAUUUAGAAAAUUCUAUACUGAUAUUGAAAUCUUUAGUUUUUGGCUUUGAUAAUAUGUGAUGUAGUAGAAUUGGAAAAUAAAAACUCUUUAUCUUAAUGUUUAGCACCUAUUUUGGGGGGAAAGUAAAAGCUGUAAUGAAAGAUAACAUUGCUUUCUGGGAGGGAACUAAGGAUUUUGGUUCAGUAUUUUUCAGACUUACACCACAAAUCACUUUGAUCCAAAAACUUCUGGUGCUGUUCUCUAAAGUACUCCCAAAAUGGAUCUAACUUUGGAGUUAAGUGAAGAAAAUAUUAUCUUUUUAAAAAAAAUACUUGCUGAAACAUUCAUUUUCUUGUUGCUUCAUUCAGUUUGCUUUGUAUUAAUCAGAACUUCAUUAAUUUUAUUUGAGUUUAAAAAAUCAAGUAUUUAGCUCUUGUGCAGAUGAAACAAAAAUAAGCAUGACAAUAUGUUGUUUAAAAUCACAAUUUGAGUUCCUUUAUCCUCACUCAAACCACCAAGUUAUAUCAAGCAAGUGCGUGUGCGCACACCAAUACACACACACACACGCACACACAGCUUAUAUUCCUCUCAGGUUGCAAAUUCUGAGAAAAACUGAUGUCUUUUUCCAUUAUUAAAGGUGCCAUUCUGUAGUGUGUCACUGGUAAUGGUAGUAUUUAUUAUUGCAGUCAAGCAGCGUGAUUAUUAACUGUAGUAGAUGAUUUUACGGUAACAGUGUGUAAUGAACAAUUUUAACAAGACUAAGUUUUGGUGGGCAAAGAAAAUACCACCAAAUAUUGUCUGAUUUUUGAAAUACAAACUCUGAUAUAGCCACUAUAACAAGGUAGUUUUACUCCUUAAAUGUGGACUCAUAAUGCACAAACCUUAAUCAGUAAAACUACAUAAUACAUAAGUCUGCCUUACUUAUUUUUUAAAACAAGAUAUUCAUAAUUCCGUAUUAUAGAAAAUAUUUAGAAGUUUCUCUGGAGAUAAACCUCAAUGAUUUCCUUUUUCAAAAACAGAAGGUUGAGUGUUUCUGUUUUUCAUUUAGACUGUGCUUGGAACAGCCAGUAUUGUUGUCUAUUAAUCUUAAUAUUAACUUAAUUUUUCUUUUUUAAUAGGCAGAUUUCAUUUAAUUUAUGGUGAUCUUUAUGGCAAUUGAAUCAUUUUCAAAGCUGCUUAGAGACUUGCUGUAAACUUUACACAUUUCAUAAAUAUUUACAUUCUUAGCAUGCAAAAGUGAAUGUGCUUUCAGACAAUAUUGAUUAAAUUAAAAAUUAAAUUUCACAGGAGUGGUGAGUUUUUCAUGACUCUUAGAAAUGAGCUGUAUGCUGGCAGUUUGGGCCUUAAUAUUAAUGAUUCAUUUGCUUCUGAAUUUGUUUUUAGGAUUUAUGAGGAUUACAAGACAACUUCAUUAAGCAUGUGCAUUAAAAUUCAUUAGCAUCUUUCCAUGGGAUUUUUAACUUUAUUGUCCUUUUAAGUGCGAUAGCAGAACUCAUGUAAAGUAUUAUUGGACACAGCAUUCUGUAGAAUGAUAUGACUGAAGGAACAAAAUAUAAGAAUGGAGAUAAAUUGGGGCUCCAUAGCAGGCCUAAAGGUAAAUAUCCCAUGGAACUGGACUUUUUUGCAGUGUUUGCCAUCCAGUUAUUAGAACAUAUUGUAAUUCUCCUUGAGUAUAUAUGGAUAGUGUACUGUAUAUAUGCUUUAUUUUUAGUGGAGAAAAUGUCCCUGUUUAAAUGAAAAUGACAACAAUUAAUAAUAGUUAUAAGAAAUAUACUGACAUUUAUGAUAACAGGACAACACUGGCAAUUGUUCAGCAAAUUUGGUUUGUUUAUAUUUGUGGUUGCUGUACUAAAUAUCUAAAAUGAAUUCCUCUAUAAUGUAACACCUGUGUAUUAUAAAAGUAUAUAUUGUACAGUACUAUAAGUGACUUGUACAGUACUUGGAGUUCUUUUCUUGAAUGCUUAUUAAACAAAGUGGUACAUUCUCUAAGUACCAACUUGCUGUUAGCAUGAGUUAUGAGCAUAUACUGAAGGUGCAAUAAAUUAAAAUGUUUCACGUGCAUAUUGGUCAAGAACGUUUCAGACUGUUUUAACUGCAUUUUUCCUUCUUUUGUACAUAUGUGCAAGUCCCA
Molecule: messenger RNA, 6761 nt
Organism: Hemiscyllium ocellatum (epaulette shark)
Lineage: Eukaryota; Metazoa; Chordata; Chondrichthyes; Orectolobiformes; Hemiscylliidae
Gene: vcpip1
Product: valosin containing protein (p97)/p47 complex interacting protein 1
Exons: 4
Coding region: 181-3795 (1204 amino acids)
Biological process (GO): protein K11-linked deubiquitination; endoplasmic reticulum membrane fusion; protein K48-linked deubiquitination
Molecular function (GO): cysteine-type deubiquitinase activity
Source: RefSeq, a predicted model, not a curated record